CAGGUUACAGUAGUUUCACAACACUGAGGAGACUGGUUAAUGUUUCUGCUGUGUGCAAGUUAUACCGGGGCUGGGAGCAACUGUCUUACCGUGUGUCAUGCUUCUGGCUGGAUAAUCAACAGUCACCGUCACUCCCCUCUUUGAGAAGGAUCUUACGUUUUGAGAGCUGUCAAAACAUUGGCACGUCACUUCGCACAGCUGCGGGUCCGUCAACUCACAGAGUAACGGCGGAAAUUUAAGCCCGUAAUGUUCAACCCACACAUCCAUCAGCAGCAGCAGCAGCAACAGCAACAGUUUCACCAGCACCUGCGGCAGCUACAGCAACUUUUCCAGCAGCAGCCUCCGCCUCCUCCGCCGCCGCAGCCUCCGCCGGGGCAUCAUGUCGCCCAUCACCACCACCAGACACCGCGAGCCAUUCCUGUGCCUCCCCAGACAGCCCCUCCUCCCAGGAUGGUCAACCUGUGCCAGGCGACCCAGACAACCAUUAUUGCCCCCAAUCCCAUGCUGCAAGGGGCCAUACUGAUGCAGCAGAUGCAGGGUAACAUGCGGAGCUUUGGGAUGGGGGGACAGCAGUUCCGUCAGUUCUUCACAGCUGGGGCCAGGUCAUCCCUGCUCGGGCCGGUUCCCAUGGGCAUGGCCAUCAAGUCCCCCAUCAUGGGUUUCCCAGCUGCACGGCCUUUUCACCCACAUGCUCGCUACUUCAACAAUACCACCGCCACCACAGUCCCUUCCUCCUCCUCCUCAUCCACCACCACCACAGACACCACAGCUCGCCAGCCAGACAGGAAGCGAGACAGCGAGCAGAUGGCAGCAGGGAGCACAGACGACCAGCCAGCAGCUAGCAGUACCAAUGAACCCGAUGAUAAGUCUGAAACAGGUACAGCUGCAAUCUGGUCAGCACUGAAAGAUGGUGCCGUGGGAGGAGCGGAUGGACCCACACAGAUCUUGGAGGAACAGCUUGAAGAACCUGCAGUGAAGAAACAGAGGACAGAGGGGCCAGAGACUAUCACUAUUGCAGAUGCAGAUGGGGAGGUUCUUUCUUCAGAGUGUAACAGCAACACAGAGGACAACCAGCCUGGAGAUUGCAUCAUUCUGGAAGAAGGAGGCUCUACGGGGGAAUCAGAUGUUGUUGAGGCGCUGGAAGAGAGCAGAGCUGAUGAGGUGCACAGCUGUUUGUCUGCCCUGUCCCCCUCUGGCAGGCUGAGUGAAGAUGACCAGCAGGCUCAUUUACCCCCAGAGGAGACGUCACAGGGAAAAGACGCCCCCUUGAGUUCACCAGGCAACCAGGACGAAGGGGAGGAGGGUUCGGCGGAGGGCGCCAACAAGUUCUACUGCUACCUCUGCAGCAUUACCUGCCACAACCAGCAAAAUUUCAGGAGUCAUAUGAACAGCGUUUCCCACCAGCAGAGGAUGAUGGAGAUCCAACACAUGAGCAACGCCUGUCUGGUCACGCUGCUGCCUCGAGUGCAGGAGUCUCUACAGGGAGCAAACAAAGAUGGAGAGAGAAAAGCAGACUUGAAGCGUUGGUGUGCCACCUGUCACACCCACUUCACCAGUAGCAUCAUGGACCACCGUCGCACUGAGGAGCACAAACUUGCAAGUAGAACAGCCAUCUCCUCCUGCACAGUCUGCAAGAAACACUUCAGGACCUCCCAGAUUUUUGUGGAGCACUUGCAGUCCCAUGAGCACAGACAAAAAGUGGAGAAGCUCCAACAAAAGGAGGGCUGUGAGGCCUUGGCUAAGCUAACUGCCAUGGACACAGACGGCUUUUCUUUGGAAGAGGAGGAGGGCAGUGAGGUGGAGGAGGGAGAGGAAAGACAGGGGAAUGAAGUAGACCAAGACUGCUCAGAGAAACAGGAUGGCUGGUCCUCCGUUAAAGAAGUGACUCUAAAGAGUAUGGCCAGUGAUGAGCAGUAUGACCCUGACACAGUCUACGGGUCCAGUUUUUUUGUUCCAGUUGCGGGUUUUAUUUGCAGGCUCUGCAACAAGUUUUACCAUUUUGAAUCUCCUGCCCUGCACACUCACUGCAAAUCACUGACGCACUUCGAGAACCUCAAGAGGUACAGAGCGUUGCUCAGUCAAAAGGGUGAAGCUACUGAAUCCUCCAGAGAAUCUCCCCUAGCUACAGACAGCCUCAGACCUGUAACAGGAACCACCACAGACUGGUCAGAUGAAAACUCCCUCUCUGAUGACACUGGCUUGGUGACAAACGUGAACUCCAUGCAGCCCGUCAUCACACUCACCCGACUGAAAGUGCAGAGAGAAAACCAGCAACAAGAGGAAGAAUCAGAACCUGACCUGACCUCACAGGACCUCACCACCACCUCAGUGACCUGCACUGGCAGCACAGACCAAGACCUCAGCCUCCACAGCAAAGAGGAAGGCACCACAUCCCAGGCGUCUGUAGUUCAGGAGAGUCCCAUUGAGCUGCCUGCUGGCAGCAGAGAAGAGCCAGACUCUGAACCGGCAGCUGCUGCAGAGGAUUUUAAUGAAGAGGAGGAGGAAGAGAGGGAAGCUCCUGCUGUCACAGGGAAAAAGAACAGCACAGGAAAGGCAAAAACCACGCCCAAACGCAGGUCAGGGAGGGCCACGAACAGACGCUGAGUCACAGAUGCGUUGUGGAAAGACAAGAAACCUGAUGCGACCUCAGCACAGGAUAUGUCAGAGUUUGAAGAGGUGCUUUCACAAAAGAGCGACCAAGAAAUGAACAGCCCAGCCUCUCUUCAUGUUGGAAAGUCUGGAUUAAACACAAACUGACAAAUAGGAAGACAGUACAUUGUAGCUGAACAUGACUUGUCAUGUGAAUUGCUCUCCCAGGGUGGGAAAUUAACACCUCACAGUUAUUAAGUGUAUUGAUAGUGGGUAAGCCUCUUAAUGUUGGCUCCCAGUGAGAUAAUUAUGUUCUUGAAUAGGUUAUUUAUUAAAUUACAGAAUAAGAUAAGAAGAAGAUAAGAAUUAUAAAGUAUAAACAUCUAGUCCAAAACAAACCUUCUCCAUUCAUCCAUUUGAAUAAGGAGAAGCUCCUUAUUUUGAAUACCCACUAGAAAACCCAGAGUAGACACACAAUGCAGUGUCUAGUUCUGUUCCACAUACUAAUAUAUGAUUAGGUUUUGAGUAUGAGGUGUGUUCACACUGUAAAAGUGACAAAUUACUAAAAAAAGAAAAAAAGAAAGAAAGAAAAAGCUUGAUUGUUUUUUGAUGGAUACCGUUCUGCCACAGCUGCAAAACAUAAAAAUAGAUUGUGGAUGAAAAUAAAAUUGCAGGUAAAAUAGAUUCUUGAAUGCCCCAGGUAACCGAAAAAUAACUAUUAAAACGUUGUGUUCCAAAGUCGCAGCUAGAUUGACUUGCAUUGGGAUAUUUCAGCCUGGACCACUGUAGCUGAUCGAUGGAUUGCCAUGAAAUUUUCUACAGACAUUUCUGGUCCUCGGGAUGUCUGCUGCUAAAUCUGACUUGUCCUCUACCGCCAGCAUUCUCACUUAUCCAGUUAAAUACAGCAUGUACGUAUUUGUACACACAUUCAUGGUCCCCAGAUGAUAAUUCCUCUGGACUUCAUGACUUUUCCUUUGGCACAACCAUGAGGUUCACAUUUCUUGGCUUCUCAAUGAAAUGUCUUGACAUUUGUCAAUUGGAUUUCCUUGAAAUUGAAUUAAUGAUCCCCGCAGGAUAAACUAUAAUAACUUUGGUGAUACCUUAGUUUUCUUUUAGCACCAUCAGCAGGUCAAACUUCCAAACUGUUCAAUAAUUAGUUUUUGACUUAAUACUGACUAAAUACUAGAUAACCUGAGCUUUACAAAGCUGUAGACUUUAAGCCUCAUUUGGACACUAACUGCAGAGAUUGUUGCAGUCUGCUGUGACAAUUAGUAGUAGUAGUAGUCUUUACAAGGAGUAUCUACUUUGGAACUGGGGCACAUUGACUGAUUUAAAAUAAUAUAAGCUAAAGACAAAUUAACAUAAACAAAAAAGGUGUAGUAUGACAUGAAGUUUCUAAAACACUUGAGAACACUUUUUAGGUUUCCCCAUCUUUAACUGGAAAUCUUUUAUUCACCCACAUUUCAUGCCUAAGUAUUGCAAUCACUGUAAUUACCUCUGACCCUCUACAGUGUCCAGUCUUUUUAAAUGUGGCUGUGUUUAAGAAAAGGCAGUGACUGAUAGAUUUUCUCACCACAAUGUUAAUUUCCCACCCUGCAGUGUCCUGGAGGAACAGGAGGUUGGCUGACUGUCAGUUUUUUUGUUUUUUUUUUGCAAAUUCUCUAGCGAGCUAGAUGAAUGAUUGUUAACUUAUAAUAACCUACAGGGGUAGAAGACUGAUGGUUAAGUGGAGACGUUUUCCACAUUGCUAACCACGUAGCACACGCUUUUAGCGAGCUGAAAUGUAGAAUGUAACCAAAUUAAGUGUUUGCGCAGGUGACAGCUUUUGAUUAUUAUUUUUUUUAAAAGUGUUAAAAUGGUACUUUGGCUUGAGUACUGAGAAACGCUCAAUCUUGAAACUGAUAAUAGCUUUGUUCGGGGCGUUUAAUCAUCUUUUUUUCUCUUUUUUUGACAUUUUAGGGUCAGGUUGAUGUUGUGCUUGGGGCAAAAAAAAGUUGUCAGCAGCUGUUACCUUUUCAUUGUAACAGUACAGCACAGAUUCUUAUUGGCCUACUAUCAGCAAUAGGGUUUUUUUUUGUAUGAAGAAUCUAAAAACUCCCAGCUGAACCUAUAGGAGCUCAAGAAAACACCUUUUACAUCUGCAUACAUUCAUUUGCAGAAGAAAACCCCUGUAUUCUUGAAAUGUUAAGGCAGCUCUUAAAUGAGCAUCUACAGCAGCAGACAGCUUCAUCAACAUGUCAGGGGCAAGAAAUGAAAGGCUUCUGCUAACAGCCAGGCAGAGAGUACAAAUUAUAAGCUGUCGCUGACUCCUCACGUUCACAUAUCUCUUAUUUUGAAAUUUGAAAGCUUGACAUAUGCUGCUUGAAGCUUAAAAGACUGCAAAGUAGUUGUUUGUUUGUUUUUUUUCCCUUCUGGCUGGAUGUUGGAGGUUGCAUCUUCAUAAACCCACAUCAGUCUUUCAGCUCAGAAUUCAUAAAGAUAAAAGCAUUUGCAUAGAUCUGAUUGUGUUUGGUGUCACAUUCCCAUGGACAUUUGUUAAGUGUGCCUACAUUUAAAAUGAAAUCCUGUCAUAUUUCCAUGGAUAUAUAAUGAUCCUAUGGGAAUUCACAGCACAAAAAUAUAGCAAAAGUGGUGUCUGUGUUUAUUUGCCUCCAAUUUGCAAUUACUUUGAUUUUUUUUCUUUCCCUCUUAAUGAAGAUGUUUUAGUUGGAAUGCACUGAACAGUUGGAGUCACACUUCAGCUAAAGGUCCCAAUAUUAUCUGUAAGGAAAAACCAUGAAGUGUCUGUAGGUAUUUAAAGUAGCAAACAAUCCUUACAAAUGUUCAACUCUGAUGUGAAGCACCAGUGGACUAUCCCAGUCAUAGACUAUAUAAAUGUAUAAUUUUGGUUCCAGCAUUUCAGCAGUCACAUGCCACCACAAGGCAUGUGUAUACAAGGAUGUUUUACUUCCUUCUUCACAACUAGUGUGUUGCUCUGGAAACAGUUCAUCCUCCAUGUUAGAGAAGGAUAAUUUAAACCACAAAAGGCUGGCUGACACAUGUAGCAACUCUGGUAGUCAUGGUCACACGCUUAGUAUUGUAUCAUGCUCUGUCUGAAGGAACGAGACAUGAUCUUUAGCUCUGAAGCAGAAGCAGCAGAGAGAGAAAAAGGACAUGUAAAGGAUAAUUUCAAACAAAGCUGUAUGUUUCUUAUUGUAUUUUUAUUCAGCUACUGACAAACUGAAAUGAACAAACAGGUGAUGUUUUCUAAUUGCUGGAAGUUUAAUGUAUUUUUGGAUGUUUGUUUUCUGUUUGGGGGUCAUUUUAAUUUAUAUUAAAAUGUCUGACAAUUCC
Molecule: messenger RNA, 5922 nt
Organism: Lates calcarifer (barramundi perch)
Lineage: Eukaryota; Metazoa; Chordata; Actinopteri; Centropomidae
Gene: ciz1a
Product: cdkn1a interacting zinc finger protein 1a
Exons: 16
Coding region: 247-2604 (785 amino acids)
Cellular component (GO): nucleus
Molecular function (GO): zinc ion binding; nucleic acid binding
Source: RefSeq, a predicted model, not a curated record